AUGCCUGAGUUUCGCCCCACCCUCCGACCCAAGGACGUCAUUCAGGCCGGAUCAUUUGGCGGAAUCUACUUCCAUCCAAGGGGAGGGCGAGCAGGCAUCAUCAGCCCAAAGGGCGUCGCCAUUGACCACAAUGAGUUCCCAGCAGACUGGUUCGAGGGGCUGGAUCCAGACACGUACAGAGGGCAGAAGUACAGAACAGAGCUCAACAAAUACAAGGUCAAUGCUGGACAGAACCAGGCAGCAUGGGAGGAGAAGGGGUGGAUAAAGCCAGAGCUGGAUCCGCGGGGCUGGUUCCAGUGGUACUGCCGCUUCUACAUGGGGCGGAGAACUGACGAUGACGAGCGCCAAAUCAAGAGGUGGCGGGGGGUAGCUGGCGAGAAGGGCCGCUGGAAGCGCGCUCUCGUCAACAGAGUGCUUGCCGCUAACAAGCACUACAACGAUGCCACUGUGAGCCCGGUGCUGCGCCAAACGCUGUUGCACUGGGCGUACGAGCUGACAGAGCGAGACUUUGAGGAAAUGCGCAAGAGGAUUUGA
This is a messenger RNA of Coccomyxa subellipsoidea C-169, 534 nucleotides long. RefSeq lists its product as hypothetical. The record is from RefSeq and is a predicted model, not a curated record. Bases 1 to 534 code for a protein of 177 amino acids. NCBI's taxonomy places the organism in Eukaryota, Viridiplantae, Chlorophyta, Trebouxiophyceae, Coccomyxaceae. The transcript is spliced from 4 exons.